AUGCAAUCCGAUCAUCAUCAUCUUAACUCUGAUUCAACAUCACAUCGAUCAAUCAUAUCAAAACCUAUUCCACCACCUAUCUCGAUCAUUCCUUUAAGAUCUAACCAUUCAUUAGAACAAGCCGAUCAAUACUCAACUCAAAACGAAGAAGAUCACAACAUGACCGCUCGUUGUAGUCAAUUCCCACCUGAUAUUCUCAACUCUCGAUCGAUUUCUUCAUCUCAUGAUCCAAUUCAUUCAUCAUCUCGUUUUUCAAGUUUUCUAAACAAUCUCAACAAUGAACCAUCGACUUGGUCAGACAAUCAUCAUCCUAUCGCUUCAUCAUCUCAUCAAACUCAAUCUUUUCGAUUAGAUUCACCUGUCUCUGCGAGUACAAACGAGCUGAGCUCAAGUUGCUCUUCUUUAGCUUCGUCUAAUAGUGCCUUCUUACCUAGCACUUCUAAAUCUUCAACUUCACUUGAUUCAUCUAAAUUCGAUUCACCUCCUUCUCAUCAAUCUAAUCCUACGGUUCCGUCUGAAUCAUAUUACCCUUCUCUCAAUCCACCCAGUUCAAACUCACUUCAAUCCAAUUACCCUUCUUCAGCUUCAAACUCAACUCAAGCUAAUUAUCCUCCUACCACCCCUCAAGGUUACCCAACGUAUCAAAAUUAUCAAAAUCUACCUCCUCAACCUCGUCACUCUUUACCCAUUCAGUAUCCUAAUCCAGGAUCUAACCCUGAGGCUGUAGCGGUAGCCCCUCCUGCUGCAGCCUUCACCCCAAGUGAUGGUUCACCACCUCUUUUACCUCCCAACCUCUUUUGUGCUGACUCUGGUUCGAGGCGUCAUACUGUAUCGGCUUUUAUGGCACCUUCUGCUCUUGAAAUCGGUUUAUUUGCUCGACAUGAUCUAGAGGAUACGAUGUUGAAAGAAGAAAAACGUAGAAGGAACAAAGAAUCCAGUCAGAGAUUCCGAGAUCGGACUCGCGAACGACAACGAGAGAAGCAGGAAAGAUUAGAAUUCCUGGAGCGAAGGAUCAAGGAUUUGGAAAUCCAACUUGUACACGCCAAGCGUAACAAGAGCAAUGCGAAUUCACCUCGUGCUACUGAAAUCAUCCAACCACCUAGUCGACUGGUAGGAGAGAAUGAAACUGCCCUUACUGCUAUGCAGCGAUUACACCAAGAGAAUGAAAGUUUGAGAGCAGCUUUGAAGACAGCUGAACAAGAGAUCCAACGACUCAGCCCUGGAGGAACGAGUGCGUUCAGUAUCGCUCAAGUGUACGGAUCACUUCCACAACUCUCGCCACCAGCUUCAACAGGUGGUGAAUCAUCUUCGCCGCCUACUGCGAUGGACCGCGAACAUACCAAUUAUUUUACUUCGACUCGUACUUCAAGUCCUAGUUCUGAUCAUCAUUAUCCUCAACAUCAGCAGCAGCAGCACCAACAAGCACCACAGCAUCUUGGGCUCAAUAACAGUACCUCUACUAUCAAUAGUGAAUGGGAAGCUUCUGAUUCAAUGGUUAAUUGGAAUCUUGAUCCUCAUACACUUUCUCCACCACAAGACCCAUUUCAUUCAACUUGA
Molecule: messenger RNA, 1557 nt
Organism: Melampsora larici-populina 98AG31
Lineage: Eukaryota; Fungi; Basidiomycota; Pucciniomycetes; Pucciniales; Melampsoraceae
Exons: 3
Coding region: 1-1557 (518 amino acids)
Biological process (GO): regulation of transcription by RNA polymerase II
Cellular component (GO): nucleus
Molecular function (GO): DNA-binding transcription activator activity, RNA polymerase II-specific; RNA polymerase II transcription regulatory region sequence-specific DNA binding
Source: RefSeq, a predicted model, not a curated record